Molecule: messenger RNA, 2358 nt
Organism: Dimorphilus gyrociliatus
Lineage: Eukaryota; Metazoa; Annelida; Polychaeta; Dinophilidae
Source: the annotation of a GenBank genome assembly
GGAAACGGAAACGAUGGGAUGUGAUCGGCCGUAAAGAGUAAUUUUUUUUAAAAAAAUUAGGGAAAAAUAUCAGCUAUAGCUGUUGACAAUGGUGGAAUUACAAAAAUAUCAAAAAUUAGCCACAGAGUAUUCAAAAUUAAAAGCUCAACUACCAGUUCUAAAAGAAGCUGUGAAAGAUUUACAGAUAACUGAAAAAAACCUUAAAGAGGAAAUAAGAGAGAAAGAUUCGUCAAUAAGGCGACUUGAACAAGAAUUAGAAAGUACAACAUUUAGGAAUGAACAACUGUCGGCUAGAGUAGAAUUUCUUCAAAAUGAAUUGACGUCAGUAGAACAAAGUUUUAAGAAAAAGAAUAGGAAAUUAAAUCUAUCAAAUUCUGGUUCUUUGCAAUCGUUGAACGAUAGUCGCGACGUUUUUGACGAAGAAUUAAAGCAAAAAAUUAGCGAAAAUGCAGCAUUACAUAAAAAGCUCAACGAAGCUAGAGAGAAAUAUAACAACGAACUAGAGACUUUAAGGGUCGACUUAGAACAAUAUAAAAGAACCUCAGAGCAAUGCGAUGAUAAGAUAAAAACAAUACAAACAAAGCAUAAAGAAGAAAUGGAAGUUUUAACUGAAAAAAAAUUGAGAUUAGAAAUCCAGUUACAGAAGCAGACGAAAGAAUUACACAAAGCUAUUAGUUCCGGUCAAAGAGAAUUAACUUUAAGAGAAAGCAUCAGUCAGGACCUUGGAACGAAAUUAAAAUUAGCUGAGAAUCUUAUUAACAAUAACGUGCUCUUCAACAAUCGCAAGAAUAACUUCUACACUUCUCUUGACCUACAACCUUUUUACCGAAAAUCUCAAUUACGAACUUCUGAAUUAAUCAAUCAGUCAUCAAAGCACAUAAAGGAUUUCUGCCUAGCUUUUUCUAAUUUUCUAACUUAUCUAGAGCAGAGAUGUGAUUGCUAUCUCAAUAACGGAGGUGUUCGAAUGAGACUAUGCGAGUUAUUACAUAAAAAUGGAACAUAUACAAAAGCUGUUGCUAAAUCAUUCGGAGAAUUCGAAGGUGAAAGCAACGGGUAUUCAAUGGAAUUUAUUCAUAAACUCGUGGAACUAUGUUCGUAUAUAAAGGUUUUGGUUCCAUAUCUAAAAUUGAGCUUGGACGAAGAGAAUAUUCUUUCUUUUUGUACAACAUCGCUUAGUCAAAAGAAUAAUGAACUACAAAGCUGCUUCGAUUCAUUGCAGGCAUCUUUUCAAAAAUUGUCCAAUUAUUUAAGCAUUCUUAUCGACGUAAAAGAAUCUCGUGUUAUACGAGAAGUACUACUGUCAGUUGAUUGCAUGCAAACUUCGUUAAACGAUCUAUCUGCAACGUUUAAGAACAAAAUAAUUCUAGAACAGCAACUACCAACAAUUCCUAGUCAGCUAAGGGACACGAAUGAAUGUAUACUGAAAUCGCUUCAUUCCUUAAUAACUGUAAUAAGCAAAUUGGCCACAUUCUGUAAAGCUAACAAUGAAGCUUUCGAAGAUUUGAUAGUUGACAGUCAUAAAACGCAUCCGUAUAGUACUGUGUUCAGGACGCAAACGAGCGGCUAUUUAAAGAGUAUAAAUAGCCUACUCAAACAUGAUAGCGUUCCUUACGAAAAAGCCAUUAAAGAUGAGAAGAUCUUAAAGAGUUCGGCAGAAACUAAGGAAGGAUUGGCCGAACAAGUAAAAGAUCUUAGCGUUAAAUGUCUCAAAUUGGAACAAGAAAAAGGACAGUUAAUGCUUGAUAAUCAACUAGUUAACGGAAAACUUGAUAAAAUAAUAAAAAAGAAUAAGAAUUUGGCAGAAGACAACAGAAAACUUGCUAGUGGAACUAUUUCUGAUAAUGUUCUAUCACCAAACGUUCAAGAAAAAGAUGAUAUUGUUGACUUGGUCAGAGAAAAUAUGAUAAAAAAUCAUUUUAUGCAGAGGGUUAACAAGCUCACUGUAGAUUUACAAUAUACAGAAAGUAAAUGCUUAGAUCUCGUUUCCGAGUGUAAAUCUGCUCACCGAAGAUUUAAAUAUAGCGAAGAAGUUCGACAAAGUUUGGAAAAGGAGGUUGAUUUAGCAAAAAAGAAUGUUUCCAGACUAAAGGAUGAACUGGAAACUAUUACCAAAAGCUACGAAGAUCAGCUAGCUACAAUGAGUGAACAUUUGGCAAAUAUGAACGAUAAGUUAGCUAAACAAACAGAGUAUAUAGGAGAACUAGAAGCCAUUACCAAUUCUCCAAAGAACGACAGAAAGAAGAAAAGAUAAUCGCAAUAUCUAAGUAUAUAUAUAGCUGCUUAAAAAAAGAAUCUUCCAAUUAAUAAUAGGAAUAAAGUUUUCAAAAUAAAUCUAAAAUUCAAAAAGAAGCAUUGCCU